Dreissena polymorpha is the source of this 3251-nucleotide messenger RNA. Its product is annotated as ribosome-releasing factor 2, mitochondrial-like. Gene Ontology annotation, cellular component: mitochondrion. Gene Ontology annotation, molecular function: GTP binding; translation elongation factor activity; GTPase activity. Gene Ontology annotation, biological process: ribosome disassembly; mitochondrial translation. The transcript has 9 exons. Lineage: Eukaryota; Metazoa; Mollusca; Bivalvia; Myida; Dreissenidae. The record is from RefSeq and is a predicted model, not a curated record. The coding region runs from base 65 to 2359 and encodes 764 amino acids.
ACAGGCGCUUAACCCGGUCAGAGGAAAGCAUUUUAAGACACUGAUGUAAACAACACUGUCAAAAAUGUGGAAAAUUAUAAGAAUUGCAUCAAAAGUGCACUUAAAUAAAUCAUCUAGGCGGUUAAGAAUUUCAUUUAAGCACUUUAAACGUUUGUCAAGUACAUUUCCUUCUUCCAGUCAGCAAGUCACGACAAACUCUGACACUGACCUUCAGUUGAUAAGAAAUAUUGGAAUUAUGGCACACAUUGAUGCAGGGAAAACUACCACAACUGAAAGAAUGCUGUAUUAUUCAGGGUUCACUAGGCACCUAGGUGACGUGGAUCAUGGGAAUACAGUAACAGACUAUCUGCAGGAAGAGAGAGAGCGUGGCAUCACAAUUGUGUCUGCAGCAGUCUUAUUUAAGUGGAAUAAGCACCAAAUUAAUCUCAUUGACACACCAGGUCAUGUUGACUUCACAGUGGAAGUGGAGAGGUCCCUAAGAGUCCUAGAUGGUGCUGUCACAGUGCUGGAUGCCUCAGCUGGUGUUGAAGCCCAAACUCUGACAGUUUGGAAACAGGCCAGUAGGUACAAAAUACCAAAAAUAAUUUUCCUCAACAAGAUGGAUAAGCAUGGUGCAAACUUCAAUAUGUGCUUAAAAUCCAUCAGAGAACGUCUGCAUGUGCAACCGAUUCCUAUACAUCUUCCAAUAGGCAAGGAAAGAGACUUUGUUGGCCUGGUAGAUUUAGUUUCACUCGAACAGAAAAUCUGGGAUUCUAGCAAGUGCCCAGAUGGAAGUGUUUAUGAAACAGAGAAACUUGACCUAGACAACGACAGUCCAUCAAGUCGAAUGGUUCACAAUGAAAGGGAUGCCCUGAUAGGCAUUCUUUCAGAGUACGAUGAAAAUAUUCAGACUCAUGUCUUGAAUGAUGUAAAGAAUGAGGAUAUACCAUCAUCGGAUAUUGAAAACGCUAUACGAAAUAUUACCAUCAAUAACGAUGCAGUUAUAGUGCUCUGUGGUAGUGCUAAAAGAAACAUUGGCGUUCAGCCGUUGUUAGAUGCUGUUGUCAAGUACCUACCAUGCCCUAGCGAUAUAAAACACAAUUUUCUAGAAUACUACGGUAGCAAUCUAUGCGCACUGACAUUUAAAAUAGUGCAUGAUAAACACAGGGGGGCGUUAACAUAUGUUCGUGUAUAUCAGGGAGUCCUGAAAGCAGGUGAAUCUAUUUAUAACAUGAAUCUGAACACAGUGGAGAAGAUUGGCAAACAGGACUUGUUUCAAGUAAACGCAGACGAAUAUCGACAGGUGAAAGAGGUUGGAGCUGGGAAUAUUGCGUGUGUUGGAGGCUUAAAUGAUGUAAGAAGUGGUGACACAUUUACAGAUAGCUCGAAAACAGCUAAACAUGCUUCGGAAAUGUAUGCCAAACUCACUGGACAGACCAAUACAAGCACUGAUGAAUUUGAAAGCCCAGUGCUGGCAGGUUUGAAUGUCCCGCCUCCUGUCUUCUUUUGUUCCAUCGAGGCACCGAGCGUUUCUAAGCAACGUGAUAUGGAGCAGGCCCUGAAUAAGAUACAGCGUGAGGAUCCCAGCUUGAAAGUGGAGCUGGACAAUGAGUCUGGUCAGCUGGUUGUGAAAGGGAUGGGAGAGCUGCAUCUGGAGAUUGUCAAACACCGUCUGCUCUCAGACUUCGGCGUGGAUGCCUAUAUGGGGCCGCUUCAGAUCAACUACAGAGAGAAAGUCUUACACAAACUAGAGCACACUGACCAGUUGGAGAACAUUAUUGGCAAGACCAAAAACCUUGUAACUAUGACGAUCCAGCUUCUUCCCUCUGAGGCCGGUCACAUGUUUAAACAGGCCAAGUUUGAAGGUGAGGAGAUGCCUAUCAUGUUCAGGACGCCUGGUCAUGUCUUCACAAAGGCUGUGAACAGAGGCUUUGAGUCAGCUCUUAAUUGCGGUCCAUUACUGUCGUCGCAAGUGAUUGAUGUGGAUGUUGUUGUAACACAGAUACACGUAGAACGCGGCACAUCCGUCAGCUUCGUUAGUGCAGCUGCAUCACACACUAUCACUCAGGCGUUGGAAAAGGCGGAUUGCUGCCUAAUGGAACCAAUCAUGGCAAUGGAGAUCCACGUGGAUAGCGCCUCUGCCCAGGCAGUCAUGAACAAUCUCAUUCAGAGGCGUGGGGAGGUUACAGAGGACCUAGUCAACAAUGACUACCGAAUUCUGCAUGUUCUGGCCCCCCUGGCCAACCUAGUGGGCUAUUCCACUGACCUCAGAACCAUGACCUCUGGGACAGCCUCAUUUUCAAUGGAGCUUGACCAUUAUGCAAAGCUCUCUGAAGAGGAGGAGAGAAAGAUCAUUCAAAAGAAGACUGGGCUGUUGUAAAUCUGUUUAUAUGCCUGGGAUCACAGGUAUUGGGUGCGUGGCAAAGUCACUUUAACACUAUCAAUAUACUAGUAUCACAAAACAACUUUUUUCAUAAAAAUUAAAAUAAAAAUUCUGAUAUAAUAUAUACAAAUAUAUAUUAUAUCAGAGUGUUUUUUAAAGAAAAAAAGUUGUUUUAUGACAUAUUGAUAGUGUUAAAGUGACUUGGCCACGCGCCCAAUACCUGUGCCUAGGAUCGUAUUCAUACAGUCAUGAAUGGAAGCAUUUAAAGAAAUUUCAUUCAUGCAUGGUGCCUUUAGUCUCCUAUCAGUAUUUUUUCACAUUUUCAAAUAAACUACACAUUGAGUCAGUAUUGAAAAGCAAUUUUGAUUAUUUAUGUUUUGUGUAAAAAGAAAUUAUUAGAAUUCAUAAACAAAUUUUAUUUGAAACAAUCAAUAACAAUUAUAAAAGAGCAAGAUAAGAUUUAUCUUAAAAUCUUUAUGAAUGCUGAACAAGGUACCUAUACUAAAACAAUUCUGGUUCCUGUGAUAUUGAUUUUGUGAUGGGGUUUGUUUUCAUCUAAGCUAAUGAUUGCCAGUUACUAUAACACUCAGCAGAAGCAAAUAAUGUGGGAUAACAACAAUUCUGGAUAAUGAAAACGAAUUCCUAAUGGGACUUUGUUUUUGCAUACAAUGUAAAAAAAUGUGAAUGAAUUAUUAAAUUAGUGUUAAUCAGUUAUUUUACAGUCCACGAUUUUUUAAGUAAAUUUAUGACACGUAUGUUAAGUUCAGUUCUGUGCUAUGAAUACUUAAAGUAUUAUAAUUAGUGUUAUAUAAACAACCCGAGACACGAAUUUUUGUACUUAAUUGUUGGUGUAAACAUAUAAAAAAACUUGAAUAAAUCAUUAAAUGUU